AAAACAACAUACCUAUUAAUCCUUUCAAAAUCCAAAUUAAAUCUGCGUGUAAACACAUAAAUAAAACUUAAAAUACUAAUGUUCAUUAUUGAUAUAAAGGAUUGUUACCCUACAACUGUCGUGAAUAAUUAAAUAAACACUUGAAAAUCACGGGGAAUACCUAAUUGAAAAUUGAAAUUAUAAAAAUGGAACCAAUUUGGUUCAAACCUGAUUUGGCUGAAGAAAUAAUUAAUCAAAGUGAUAUAUUUAAUGAAACACAUAGCAUCAUUACAGAUAUAGUAUCUGGCUACCUUGAUAUAACAAAAAUAGUGGAAAAUAUGGGUGGAGUUUUAACAAACAAAGAUGCAGCUAACAGAGAAAAGGGUAUGAGAUUCUUUACAAAAAUAUUGAAAGAACUGCCCAGAGACUAUUUGUCGGAGGUUCAAAUCAAUUUUAUAUCAAAGUUUUACAUAGACCGGUUGAAAGAUAACCACAGAGUAAUACCGGCGGUAUUAGAAGGAUAUUUGGUUCUAAUUGAAAUGAAGAAUUAUAAUUUGGGGCUCUGUGCUGAAUAUUUUACUGUGUUGUUCAGAGAAGUUGCAUGUCAAUCACAACUGCGACAAGACAGACAGAAUAUUUAUAUGACUAUUCACACAUUGUUAGAAAAAGAUGUUGAAUGUUUAAAACAAUUAGGCCCAGAUUUUGUCUACGGUGUUAUUUCAGCAAUGGACGGCGAGAGGGAUCCAAGAAACUUACUGUUCCUCUUCAGUUUUUUGCCAAAGUUCCUAGCCAACAUUCCCCUUGGCCAUUUAGUGGAUGAGAUGUUUGAAGUGAUAUCAUGUUAUUAUCCAAUUGACUUCCAUCCAUCGCCUGAUGACCCAGCUGCUGUAUCGAGAGAUGAUCUUGCUAAAGCUCUAUGCCCUUGUCUUUGUGCUGUUCAAGAGUUUGGUGAACAGUGCCUGGUGUUGUUAAUAGAGAAGUUAGACUCGAAUUUGCGGAUAGCAAAGUUAGAUUCGCUGCGGUUGCUGGCUGAGAGCUGUAAAACAUUUAAACCUUCAACUUAUAGUCCAUUUGUAAAAGCAUUGUGGUCAUCAAUACAGAGAGAAAUAUCUCAAAAGACUGAUGAAGAGCUGAAAAUUGUAGCACAUGAGGCUUUAUCUGCAUUAGUAGCUAAUUUAGCAACUUCAGCUAACACUGAUCAAUCAUUUGAAAAUUUUGUCAAAGGGAUACUUAUAUCAAUGCAAACAUCUCUAGCUGAUUCAAAUACAGUUUCUCAAUUUGUUCAGGCAUCAAGAAUUUUGUUAACAACUGCAAAUAGCUCCAAAGAGGCUUGUAUAAUCAUAACACAGUCUAUGAUUCCUGCCAUUGUUGCAUAUUAUGGUUUCAAAACAUCACUGAAGCUUCAGGUAUCUAGCCUAGAGUUUUUGGGUGAUAUGUACGAUUUGGCAAAGAAAUGGGAUGUAUUAAAUAAUAUUGAAAAACAAAUUGACGAAAUACCAACCCUUUGUCUGACAGCUGUUAGUGAACCUGAAAAGGAACAUCAAAUUGCAGGAUUUAAAACUUUGAUAAGAGCCAUUGAAGCCUUAAAAGCUGACCUAGUACUGCCAUUUGUAGAAAUAUUAAUACAUAUUGUACAACAUUCUGAAGAUGAUGAAGUUCUUAUUGUUACUGUUGAAACUGUACAUGCUAUUGCCAGAAAGUUCCCUGAGCUUAUAAUGGAUUUAGUUGUGAAAGGAAAGUGUAGUAUAGAAAAUAUUGGCGAUGACAAGAUUAUGCAGCAAAAGCGCUUAAAUUUACUGUCAAACUUAGCAAGUAUAGAUGAUUUCACUAAAGUAAUAAUUGAAGAGAUGCUUCAAAUUAUAACUGUGAGUGACAAAAAUUCCUUCAAUGUUGUAAAGGCCUUGAGUGGUUCUAUUUCAAACACAAGUUUGUAUACACAUGAAAAAGUAACACAAAUAGAAAGUGAUCAUGGUUUAAUAGAUUCCAUUCUAAAUUGGAUAUUAAAAGAAAUGAAUACAGCAGCUAAAGAUUCUUUAGAACAUGGUUAUAUGCUAAUUUCAAAUACAAUGUGUAGCUUACCUGCAGAGAAACAGAUGGCGAUUUUACAGAAGCAUAGUUCCGGAAUAGUUGAGAAAUGUAAAAGCGAUGACAUAUAUUUUCCUUUACUGGAGUGUUUGUACCGUCCCCUACAUAAGAGUGUUAGUAAUGCCAUAUUUGAUGAUAUAAUGACGUUGUCUCUUUCAACGGCUUUAAAUAGUGACAAAGAAUUUGUAAGGACUAAAGCAUGUUGUUUGGUAGCACACUUUUUAAACAAGGCAGACUAUGGACAGAAAUUUGAAUUAUUAUAUGAGUUAUUGAAGAGUUAUUUAUCAUCAUGCAGUAAGGACAAUCAGAAUCUGUGUUCACCAUUGAUACAAUUAUUUGCAUGGAUCACAAAGGCUUUAAUUUUGAGAGGGAGUGAUACAUUCAUGUUUUGGUUACAAAAGAUACUACUUACCAUUUCAAACCCAGAUUGCUGUAAGCAAGGUUCAGAGGCAAUACAACUUAUUAUGUCUGACUACCCAGACAGUCUGAAUGCCAGACUACACUGUCGAAAUAGUAUACUCUAUAAACAGAGAAUGUUCCAGUCUUUUGCUACAUUAUCUGAUAAAUUGGGCCCCUUUGAUGAAGUUACUAAAGAGGCAUAUUUAUUAAGUUGGGCUUAUGUACUAGAAAAAGCGCCUAAAACUGUUCUUAAAAAUGAGGUUGCUAAGGUCAUACCGUUGGUGGUAGAUGGUUUGGACUAUGAUAAUAAAGAUCUGCUUAUAGUUAUGAUAGAUGUACUAAUUUACUUUGUGGAAGCAACAAAUCUCAUUGUAGCACAGAGUCUACAGACAAUUUUACCACGACUUGUGAAGCUGUCUGGAUAUAUGAAAUCUAUGGAUGUACGAAUAAAGAGUCUACAGUGUCUCUAUGAGAUAGCAAAUUCCUAUAAAACAGCAUUGUUGUUGCCAUAUAAAACGGAAAUAUUGUUUGAUUUGGCGCCAUCUCUUGACGAUAAAAAGCGACUUGUGCGCAAUAUGGCGGUUCGCGCGCGAACAAGGUGGUAUCUUAUUGGCGCUCCGGGUGAAGAAAAAACUGAAUAGAAAACAUAAAUUUACAUUUUCUUUGAAUAAAGUUAAAUUAAAUUAGGAUUACGUUCUGUAUGAAUGAAAUGAAAAACGAUCUUACAGCACAUUAUUAUGUAGUUAUCAAAAAUGUAAUAUGCAUAUAAUAUUAUGUUCUUCUGUUUUUGUUUUGGACUUUCUGAUAAAAUCAGAUCACUGCGUAUAGGUAUGAAUUGUUAGUGAAAUAUUGCUGUAUUUAUUUGCAAUUGUUGUUCUAAAAUAAAGUAUUUAUAUUUUA
This is a messenger RNA of Colias croceus (clouded yellow), 3363 nucleotides long. It is a transcript of the gene Mms19, whose product is annotated as MMS19 nucleotide excision repair protein. Bases 186 to 3104 code for a protein of 972 amino acids. The transcript has 7 exons. The record is from RefSeq and is a predicted model, not a curated record. Gene Ontology annotation, cellular component: cytosolic [4Fe-4S] assembly targeting complex. Gene Ontology annotation, biological process: iron-sulfur cluster assembly. Lineage: Eukaryota; Metazoa; Arthropoda; Insecta; Lepidoptera; Pieridae.